UUCCUUUUGUAAUAGUUAGCGAGAGAGAAGUUUCCAGAUGCCCAAGUCUUCCUGUGCUCCUCUUCAUGUAGCCGGCAACCUCUCCCUAUAAUUUUGUGUUUCUCCUGCGGUUGACUCUAGAGAGAGAAAGAGAGACUUUUAGAGAGAGAGAGAGGGUGUUUUCCAGCUGGUCAUGGCAGACGAUGUGGUGAGAAAAGCUGCGGAUGCCUUUAUCGAUGAAGAGUUCGGACUUGCAGUGGAUCUUUACACCAAGGCUCUGGCCAUGGAGCCCAAGAAUGCAGACCUCUUUGUCAAGCGAGCAAAAGCCAAUAUCAAACUCAAUAAUUUCACAGAUGCCAUUGAUGAUGCCAAUAAGGCUAUCCAGUUGGAUUCUUCAUUGUCAAAAGCAUACUUGCAGAAGGGCAUUGCAUGCAUGGCACUUGAAGAAUAUGAGACUGCAAAGGCAUCUUUAACAACUGGGUUUUCCUUGGAUUCGGACAAUUUAAGAUUCAAGGAGAUGAUUAAGGAAUGUAACAAGCAGAUUACAGUGGAAUUGAAUGGUCUUGGACAAAAAUCUGUGCCUAAUGGUACAUCGGGCAGCUUGUCUUCAUCAACUGGAUCUGCUACAAUCGUUUCUGAUGCUGGAAUUGUCCAAACCCGUGACCAACAACCUACACCUGUGGUGGCUGCAAAACCCAAGUACAGAUGUGAUUAUUACCAGAAUGCCAAUGAAGUAGUUGUGUCAAUAUAUGCAAAGGGCAUACCAUCUAAUUGUGUGAUUGUUGAUUUUGGAGAACAAAUACUCAGUGUUUCCAUUGAGCUUCCUGGACAAGAGCCAUAUCAUUUCCAACAUCGUUUAUUUGCAAAGAUUGAUCGUACAAAAUGCAGAUAUGAAGUAUUGUUGACUAAAAUUGAAAUCCGCCUCUCAAAGGUUGAACGUGUCAAUUGGAGUUCAUUAGAAUACAAGAAAGACACUAGCACUCCGUACAAGCUCAAUACAACAUCAGAAAUAAAAUCUGUGAGACCUGCGUACCCCUCGUCAAGACGGAGCACUGAUUGGGAUAAGGUGGAAGCUGAAGUCAAAAGGGAGGAGAAAGAAGAGAAGUUGGACGGGGAUGCAGCUGUCAACAAAUUGUUCCGUGAAAUCUAUAGAGAUGCUGAUGACGAUGCUAAACGUGCAAUGCAAAAAUCAUUUUUGGAAUCAAAUGGCACCGUGUUGUCAACAAAUUGGAAGGAGGUUGGUACGAAGAAGGUUGAGGGCAGUCCUCCGGAUGGUAUGGAGCUAAAAAAGUGGGAAUACUGAAUUCAACUUACAAUUUUUAUCCCAACUGUGAUUGCUGCUUUGAGACCCCAUGAGUGCAUGUCAAUUGUUUUGGUGGGAAAUAGUCUUAGUUUUGCGUGUUGAUAGCCCAAUCUUGGUUACUGCCAGAACAGAACUUGUAUUAUAUCUCUCAUGUACUUUUGCUUUUCUGUUUUCCUUUUGUUUUGGAUAUUCUUGGGUGUCCUCCUGGGUGUUGACGCACAUUAUUUUAUUAGUUCCUCUUUUCUUUAAUGGCUUUAUGUUAACGGUUCAGUUUGGGUUUUAUUUGCACACUAGGUCUGUGUUUGAUUGUUUGUGGAUAGAGCUGAUCCUAGAAACCAACUUUCCAAUCAACCUCGUGCUUGAUUCCAAAUUUCCAGAUUUGAUCUUGUAUUGGAUUAGUAUUAUAAUGUUCAUAUGCACACGCAAACAGCCAACUGGACAUCUAAA
Messenger RNA from Amborella trichopoda, 1729 nucleotides. Its product is annotated as protein SGT1 homolog. NCBI's taxonomy places the organism in Eukaryota, Viridiplantae, Streptophyta, Magnoliopsida, Amborellales, Amborellaceae. The record is from RefSeq and is a predicted model, not a curated record. Gene Ontology annotation, molecular function: protein-folding chaperone binding.